Molecule: messenger RNA, 1995 nt
Organism: Emys orbicularis (European pond turtle)
Lineage: Eukaryota; Metazoa; Chordata; Testudines; Emydidae
Product: protein-arginine deiminase type-1-like
Exons: 16
Coding region: 1-1995 (664 amino acids)
Cellular component (GO): nucleus; cytoplasm
Molecular function (GO): protein-arginine deiminase activity; calcium ion binding
Source: RefSeq, a predicted model, not a curated record
AUGAUGCAGCGGAGAGUCCAGGUGUCCACCGAGAGCCCCAGCUAUGCCGUCUGUGUGCUGGGCACAGAGGUCUCUAUAGACAUCUCUGGAUCCAUACCAAGUGGUGCCACGUCAUUUGAUGCCCGUGGUACCUCUGGAGUGAGGGUCUAUGUUGUCUACAACCCUAAUGCUGUGAAGAAACCUGCUGGUACAUCGAAAUGGACCCUCAAUUCUCAGGUGGAGGUCAUAGUGUCCAUGGACAUCCCAAGCAGUACUGUCAAUGAUAGCAAGGUUAGGAUUUCGUACUAUGGACAGAAAGAGAAUGCACCUAUAGAGGGGGCUUGGCUGUACCUCACCUGUGUCAAUGUCUCUCUGGAUGCCGACACAGACCGCAGCGGGAUGGUGAAGAGCAAUGGAACCAACAAGACGCAAUGGACGUGGGGCCCUGACGGGCAGGGAGCCGUGCUGCUAGUGAACUGCGACAGGGACAGCCCGGGUGCCAAGGAUAUGGACAGUGCUUACCAGUAUGUGCAGUCCUAUACAGAUCUUGAAGACAUGUCACUUAUGAUCCUGAGGAGCCAAGGCCCCAAUGCCAUCUUUGCUGACUACAAGUUGGUUCUUCAUGUUUCUGUGUCCGAUGUGGAUAAAGUGAGAGUUUUCCAUGCCAGUGGCAGUGGCUCACUCGCCCAGUACAAGCAUGUGCUGGGGUCGCAUAAACGCUCCUACGUAGUGGAUCGUCCCAGCGGAGAAGAAGAGGACACCUUCUACGUCGAGGGAUUGGCCUUCCCGGACGCUGACUUCUCAGGGCUGGUUUCCUUCAGCGUCACCCUGCUAGAGGUCUCCGAUAAGAACGCACCAGACACCCCCGUUUUCACAGACACCGUGGUCUUCCGGGUGGCCCCGUGGAUAAUGACGCCCAACACCCUGCAGCCUUUGGAGGUUUUUGUCUGCAGCAUGGAGAGAGACUCCAACUCUAAUGGGGACUUUUUGGAGGCUAUGAGAGCCCUAGUGAGGAAAGCCAACUGCAAGCUGACCAUCUGCCCUGAGGUUGAAAACCAGCAUGACCGCUGGAUCCAGGACGAGAUAGAGUUUGGCUACGUGGAGGCUCCCCACAAGACGUUCCCCGUGGUCUUUGACUCCCCCCGGGACAGAGGCCUGAAGGAUUUUGCUUUUCGAAGGAUUCUGGGCCCUGAUUUUGGCUACGUGACCCGAGUACCUCCUCACGGACACGUCUCCAGCCUCGACUCCUUUGGCAAUCUGGAUGUCAGCCCUCCGGUGACUGUCCAAGGGAAGACGUACCCGCUGGGAAGGAUCCUCAUUGGAAGCAGCUUGCCCAGGUCGGGCGGCAGGAGGAUGACAAAGGCCGUCAGGGACUUUCUCUAUGCCCAGAAGGUGCAGCCCCCCGUGGAGCUCUACUCUGACUGGCUGAGUGUGGGUCACGUCGAUGAAUUCCUGAGCUUUGUUCCAGCCCCCGAUAGGAAGGGUUUCCGGCUGCUCUUGGCCAGCCCCGAUGCCUGCUACAAGCUGUUCAAGGAGAAACAAAGAGAGGGGCACGGCAACGCGGCCCAGUUUGCCGGGCUGGAGAACGUGCAGACCAUAACAAUAGACGAGAUGCUGGCUGAUGAGACCCUGAGGAGUAACAGUGAAUUCGUGCAGAGCUGCAUUGACUGGAAUCGACAUACCCUUAAGGAGGAGCUGGGACUGACUGAGCAAGACAUCAUUGAUAUCCCUCAGCUGUUCGUGUUGAACAGUUCUCGAGCGGACGCUUUCUUCCCAGACAUGGUGAACAUGAUCGUCUUGGGGAAACACCUGGGCAUCCCGAAGCCGUUUGGGCCGAUUGUCGACGGGCAGUGCUGCCUGGAAGAGAACGUUCGCUCCCUGCUGGAGCCGCUGGGCCUGGUUUGCAUCUUCAUCAAUGACUUUUUCUCCUACCACACCCUAUCUGGGGAGAUCCAUUGCGGCACCAACGUCAUCCGGAAACCCUUCUCCUUCAAGUGGUGGAACAUGAUCCCCUGA